Messenger RNA from Rhodamnia argentea, 674 nucleotides. RefSeq lists its product as uncharacterized. The coding region runs from base 83 to 487 and encodes 134 amino acids. The record is from RefSeq and is a predicted model, not a curated record. Gene Ontology annotation, cellular component: nucleus; NuA4 histone acetyltransferase complex. Gene Ontology annotation, biological process: regulation of transcription by RNA polymerase II. NCBI's taxonomy places the organism in Eukaryota, Viridiplantae, Streptophyta, Magnoliopsida, Myrtales, Myrtaceae. The transcript has 6 exons.
CAACUGAAGAUAAAAAUGAAUCGUUUUGCUCCCGAUUUCUCUUGAAAAUCUGCCCGACUGCUUGCGCAGAUUCGUCACCCCGAUGGCCGGCGGAGGCAACGGCGGCGGAGGCAACGUCGGCGGUUGCAAGGAGGAGGAGCAAGACGGGGUGUCGGUGCAUUCUCCGUGCAAGGCGCCUCUUUCCUCUGCGUCUUCUCUCCCUCAGGAGCAAUCGCAGGUCGAAUUGGAGCUCAGGCUGCUGGAAGCUCUCGAGAGGUACCCUCCCGCUAAAUUGCGAGGUAUACAUCGGCACUUCGUCCUUUACGGGCUAAUGGAGCACCUGCGAAGAAGCUUCGACCGCCAUUUCUCUGCCGACGAGGUUUUGCAAUUGCUGGAUCGUUUCUACAACUUAGACAUGCUGAAACCAGAUGAGGAUGAAUCUGAGAUUCUAAACCAAGAGGAAGAUUUCAGCUUGCCGCCAAGCUAUUUCGUCAAGGAAGAGCUUUAAUCCCGAGAAGAAUGUUCUCCGAUUCCUGGUGGAUUUAAUUGAGAGCGAGACAGAAUGUUGUGGGAGUAUCGGCAUGCAGGAUGGAUCGUUUCGAGAUACAAAAUACAUGUAAUCACUUGCAAAAGGAGAUUUUCCAGGUUAUGAAUCUCGCAGUGUUUUGAGAAUCAAUAAGAUGAUCGUUCAUAAA